GGUCACUGGUCACGCAGAGCGAAUUGAUGGAAAACAGGCUCAUAUCAACAAGCGGGCACACUUUUUGAAUACCCAGUACCGCAUGCCAGUCGUCAUUGGAAACUUCAUUUCCCAUCAUGUAUACGAUCAGAAGUUGAGGACUAUGCACGAAAUCACCAGCAAGACAGCAUGUCGUUUCCUGGAUGUCAAAACGGGCCGGGAGGAGAAAGCGGGGCACAGCUGGAUAAAUCAAAAGGAGAUAUCUAUGGUUAUCCACCUCGCCCGCUUAUACGAAAUCCAGGGCAAGAAGUUCAAGAUCCUCACCCCGUACGAUGCGCAGAGGACUACGAUUGAAGAGCAACUAAAAUCAGCGAAGCUUCUGUGGGAAGAUAAGUGCUUCAAUGUGGACUCCUUCCAAGGAAACGAAGAGGACCAUACAAUCAUCUCUCUAGUCCGUUCCCAGGGCGUGGGGUUUUUAAAGAACGCGCGCAGGACGAACAUUAUGCUGACACGAUGCAAGAUGAGCAUGAUCAUUUGCACGAACCGUGAUUUCGUGACGAAGGGUGCAGCAGCACGCACGCUAGUCGGGAAGCUUGCUGCUACCAUGUGCCCUGAGUCCUGGCCGGACAGUCAUAAUAUCAUCAACGGCAUCUUCAAGUGAUUUGGACUGUUUACAUUACGUUUCUU
This is a messenger RNA of Suillus clintonianus, 666 nucleotides long. RefSeq names its product AAA domain-containing protein. The transcript has 4 exons. The record is from RefSeq and is a predicted model, not a curated record. NCBI's taxonomy places the organism in Eukaryota, Fungi, Basidiomycota, Agaricomycetes, Boletales, Suillaceae. Bases 83 to 640 code for a protein of 185 amino acids.